Misgurnus anguillicaudatus (oriental weatherfish) is the source of this 2251-nucleotide messenger RNA. RefSeq lists its product as uncharacterized. Lineage: Eukaryota; Metazoa; Chordata; Actinopteri; Cypriniformes; Cobitidae. The record is from RefSeq and is a predicted model, not a curated record.
CUCACAUUCACACCCCACCCAGAAGGAGGAACCAGCACCUGUCUAAAUUAGGGUUAAAUUGAAUGAAGGCGUUUGGUGAAUUUUUCUGUGUGUAUCAAUCCCGCGACAUUGAUUGAACGCUUGAGUUUCUUUAGUAAUCACAAACUAUGGGCGCUCCUCUUGUGUUGUGGAUAGUUGGAUUUUUUGGCCUCAGUGUUGUCUGUGCAGUGAGCAGCGACCGAAGUUUAGAGGACAAGGGCCGCGUGGAGUUACUCAGAGCGCGUGACCUGGCGGCGCAGCCCCGCUAUGGAGCGUGUUGGACUCGCGCACUGGAGAAGAUAGAGUCAAACUGCAAAGAGUUCAGUGAUGAUAUGCAGAGCAAAAUUGCGCUGUCAUUCACGCACUGCCACCUGCAAAGGUCAGGUCGGGUUUUUCCAGAUUGUCCUGAAGACAGUGAUGUCAAAACUUGCACGCAAGACAUGGACCCUGUGGCUUUUAACACCUACACCGAGUUUUUCACUCAUGCACACAGUAUAUGUCACUAUCUGCAGAGUGAACGCUGGCAACAAAGAGCGGAAAAUACCAUUCACAGGCUGACUGAGAGUUCGGCUGGUGUGGCAGAGCAGUUGACAUCCACUCAGCGGAUGGCAGAAGAUCUGGUUUUAGCCCAAAGCGCUGCCCUCAAGUCCCAAGAGACCAUCCUACGCAAUGGAGAAGAACUGAAAAGCACGCUGCAAGACUCAACUCAAGGCCUGAGAGAUGUUUUUGCUGAGAUGAGGCAUUCUGCACAGGAGCAGCAGGUGGCGUUUGCUGAGAUCUUUAACCGUGUAGCUUUUCUCCAGAGCUUCAUCAUGUCCGAGACACACACAUUCAGUUCCCUUUUCUACAACGCUCUGGGCAUCGUCGCGUCUUUUUUUCUGACCUCUAUGCAGCGUACGGCUGGUGCCAGAUUUUUUCUUUUUGGACUCGUGGCUUUGAAUGUAUAUCUAGAAAGGAUGAUCUGUAGGAUGAUUUUGGACAAUGAGGAGGAAGGUUAUCAACAGAUGGAGAGAAUUACCUUUUUAGUCUCUAUUUUAAGAAGAACCAUGGUUUUAACCGGUUGUCUCAUCCUGUUGUAUUUUGCUCUGCGUUAUCGAAACCUCACCAAGGAAAGUCUUGAGAUUCUGCAAGAGCUUAAAGAGACGCGCUCAGACCUUCAGCAGGCUCUCCUGAAAGCAGAAUGUCUCUCGGCAUCUGUGGAUGAUUGGAAGCGUUCCAGACGAAAACAGUGGGAAAGCAAGAGCGAAGAUAAAGAUGGCAGUUUAGUUAUUUUACAUCCCUCUAGCGUUGUGAAUUCUGCCCUUUCGACAUUCUCUGGCCCUCAUGACACCCAGCAUUGUGAGAGCUUUGCUCCAUCACUGGGGACAAAGAGGACUCCAGAGAUUCAGAAACGCAGACGACGCACCUCAGGCUCUCGUGUGCGCCCAUCCGCUGCUGUGGUGUACAGUGUGCUGGUAGAUGAUGAUCAGCCGAGGUACAGCCUGAGAAGUCGGAGAUCCUUGUGUGGUCCAGAGGGACGAAGCAUUAAAGCCACGCAAACAGUACAAGGAGUUUGGAAACAAAGCGUCUGUGGAUUUGUUUAAAGCAGCUGAGUGUGCAUAUUUUUGGAUACGUUGUACCGAAAAGAAACGGGGAAAAACGUCCGAGGCGGAAUAUCAACGGCAAUGUGCGGUGAUCUUCAUCAAGGCGCGUUUUUGCGUUUUUUACGCGCGUUUUGGAUCGGAAAACCAGAAGUUUGAGGAAGAUGGAUUGGGAAAGUUUGUUUUAAAAGCGAUGGAUUUACAGGAAUGUCACUGAGAGAACGAGAACGUGGGCUGUCCGACCGAAUGUUGACGGCGCUUUCUUUGAUAACGCAAUGUAACGUGCGCGUAUAUGUAUUUAUAUGUUGCCUAUAAACGCACACCAGUAAACGCAUGUGUUAGUCAUCGGCUCCGCGAGCUCGGAUAGGGAUAACCAUACGUGGAUAUCUUGGUUUUCAUAAAGGUCACUGGAGUUUUUGUAUACAGUUGGCUUGGGCACCCAUGCGCUCGUGGUUAAACUGAUCGUUGAUGGCUUUGCAUAUUCCUCAAAGCGUUUUGGAUUGGAUUUACACGGCACGGGCCGAUCGGAGGACAUUGAUUUACCGUUUACAGCAUCGAGAGGAGGACACAGUCGGGACGCAAGAGUGUCUCGUGCCGUUGGACCCGAACUGUUGUUGAUGUUUCACAUCUGUACCUAGGAUAUAAAGCCUCAU